UGGAAAUUAAGAUACAAAAUAGGCUUAAUAUGGGAAAAGCCUCUGUUCUACGCACACAGAGCAGAUAAACGAGAGAGAGAGAGAGAGAGAGUAGUGACAUGGCUGUAGAGUCAAAACGCCUUGGGUGCGUGAUCGUGUCCGUGGAUGGCAGCGAAGAGAGCAUGAACGCCCUCCGAUGGGCUCUCGACAAUUUGAAGCUCCGUUCUCCUUCUCCUGACUCCUCCGGCGGCCACCUAGUCAUAUUCCACGUUCAAUCUCCGCCCUCCAUCACCGCCGGCCUCAAUCCCGGUGCCAUCCCCUUUGGGGGUCCCAGUGAUUUGGAGGUGCCUGCUUUCACUGCUGCAAUUGAGGCUCAUCAGAGAAAAAUUUCAGAUGCGAUUAUGAAACAUGCUUUGCAGAUUUGCUCCGAUAAGAACGUUAGGGGAAUCAAUCCCACCGUUUACUUGCGGGAACUCCAUUUAAAGUCAGAACAAACACCCCAAGAACUUAUUGAGGUUGGUGAGUAUUGA
Camellia sinensis is the source of this 509-nucleotide messenger RNA. Lineage: Eukaryota; Viridiplantae; Streptophyta; Magnoliopsida; Ericales; Theaceae. The record is from RefSeq and is a predicted model, not a curated record.